CUGCUGGCGCCCGAGCCUUGGCUCAGCCCCCAGGAGCCCAGCGAACCGCUGCUCCCUCGUGGUGUGAGGGCGGUGAUGUUUUUCCUCCCACCCACUUUUGGGUCCCCCCGCCCCCCUCGCGCGCACUCUAGCUCUCUCCACAACCUGCGAGCCACAGAUCUCAGAGGAGCGCCAGGGAGAGCUUGGAGCGCGUGCACCAGUGGAAGACAGAGGAAGCCAGUGAACAGCUUGACUACACCAGACCCUGGAAGUUUUGAGUUGCCUUUUGCAGUGGCCAAAAUGAGAAAUAAGUGGAAAAUGGGAGGAAUAAAAUACAUCUUUACCUUGUUGCUGUUCUUUCUUUUCCUAGAAGGAAGCAAAACAGAGCAAGUAAAACAUUCAGAGACAUAUUGUAUGUUUCAAGACAAGAAGUACAGAGUGGGAGAGAGAUGGCAUCCCUACCUGGAACCAUAUGGCAUGGUUUACUGUGUGAACUGCAUCUGCUCAGAGAAUGGGAAUGUGAUUUGCAGCCGAGUCAGAUGUCCAAGUCUUCAUUGCCUCUCUCCCGUGCAUAUUCCUCAUCUGUGCUGCCCUCGCUGCCCAGAAGACUCCUUACUCCCAGUGAACAAUAAGGUAACCAGCAAGUCGUGUGAGUACAACGGGACCACUUACCAACAUGGUGAGCUGUUCAUGGCUGAAGGACUCUUUCAGAACCGGCAACCCAAUCAGUGCACCCAGUGCAGCUGUUCGGAGGGAAAUGUGUACUGUGGUCUCAAGACUUGCCCAAAAUUAAGCUGUGCAUUCCCUGUCUCUGUUCCAGAUUCCUGCUGCCGGGUAUGCAGAGGGGAAGGAGAAUUGUCGUGGGAACAUUCUGAUGGUGAUAUCUUCAGGCAACCUGCCAACAGAGAAGCAAGACAUUCUUACCACCGAUCUCAUUAUGACCCUCCACCAAGCCGACAGGCUGGAGGCCUACCCCGCUUUACUGGGGCCAGAAGUCACCGGGGAGCUCUUAUGGAUUCCCAGCAAGCCUCUGGUACCAUUGUGCAGAUUGUCAUCAAUAACAAGCACAAGCAUGGACAAGUGUGUGUUUCCAACGGAAAGACCUAUUCUCAUGGUGAAUCCUGGCAUCCUAACCUCCGGGCAUUUGGCAUUGUGGAGUGUGUGUUGUGUACUUGUAAUGUCACCAAACAAGAGUGUAAGAAAAUUCACUGCCCCAACCGAUACCCCUGCAAGUACCCUCAAAAAAUAGAUGGAAAGUGCUGCAAGGUGUGUCCAGGUAAAAAGGCAAAAGAAGAACUUCCAGGCCAAAGCUUUGAUAGCAAAGGCUACUUUUGUGGAGAAGAAACAAUGCCCGUGUAUGAGUCUGUGUUCAUGGAGGAUGGGGAGACAACCAGAAAAAUAGCAUUGGAGACAGAGAGACCACCGCAGGUAGAGGUCCAUGUUUGGACAAUUCAAAAGGGCAUCCUUCAGCAUUUCCAUAUUGAGAAAAUCUCCAAGAGGAUGUUUGAGGAGCUCCAUCACUUCAAGCUUGUGACCAGGACAACCCUGAGCCAGUGGAAGAUAUUCACCGAAGGAGAAGCUCAGAUCAGCCAGAUGUGUUCAAGUCGUGUGUGCAGAACAGAGCUUGAAGAUUUGGUCAAGGUUUUGUACCUGGAAAGGUCUGAAAAGGGCCACUGUUAGACGAGACAGUAUUGGAUAGGGUAAAGCAAGAAAACUCAAGCUGCAGCUGGACUGCAGGCUUAUUUUGCGUAAGUCAAUAGUGCUCUAAAAUACAAACUCAAAUGCAGUUAAUUAUUCACGCUAUGCACAGCAUAACUUGCUCCUUUAUGUGGAGUGGUGUGUCACCCCUUAACCAUCUUCUCCAAAGAGAUUGGAAGAAUCUUGAAUUAUUUGUAGGAAGAAGAGAGAUGAAACACCAUAACUCUGUUCUAGUUUCUUGGAGAAUCACGUUUCUUUACAGGUUAAAGAGUAAACAAAACCCCAGGGUUUCUAGCUAGAAAGUUAUUCAAUGAAAGAAAGAGAAAGGAAUCACUUCUUAGUAGGGGUUCUGUAAUACAGAUAAAAAUAUUUGUAUGAAAUUAUGCUCUUUGAA
Myotis myotis is the source of this 2071-nucleotide messenger RNA. RefSeq names its product chordin like 1 (gene CHRDL1). The record is from RefSeq and is a predicted model, not a curated record. Lineage: Eukaryota; Metazoa; Chordata; Mammalia; Chiroptera; Vespertilionidae. The coding region runs from base 76 to 1659 and encodes 527 amino acids. Gene Ontology annotation, molecular function: protein binding. The transcript is spliced from 12 exons.